Staurois parvus is the source of this 569-nucleotide messenger RNA. The record is from the annotation of a GenBank genome assembly. Lineage: Eukaryota; Metazoa; Chordata; Amphibia; Anura; Ranidae.
AGUUCAGGAGAAGUGACCCCCCCAUAUCCAGCAGCUGCUAUGAAAUGGACUUUGUUCGGUUCCCGGAGAGCAAACCUGACCGAAUCCAGAGAAGAUUUUAUCUGAAAAGAAUGGAGGGAUUACCGACACAACAUUUACUGUCCCAUCACCGGGAGCCCCGGGGCCGGCAUCUGGUGUCGCUCUACGACGACCAUUACAUGAGGCACGGGAACUCCACCCUACCGCCUCUCCGCAGCUGGGAUGGCAAGAGUCUGGCCUGGCUUCCGGAAAGAUCCGACUUCCCCCUGACAGAACCUCCAACCAACUUCGGUCUUCUCCAAGAGAAGCAGAAACUCUGGAGAGAUCGACCUUCAGAGGACCUGAGAAGCAUCUACUCUGCCUCCUAUAGGCCGCCGCCAGCCUCUGCCCUCAGGACCCCCCGCUAUGGGGUAGCCCCUCGAGUCCUGUCCAGCACUGUGCACAGGAACAACAAUACCAAUAAAGCUUUGGACUUCAAGGGGCAGACCUACCUCCAGGUUCCGGACCACCCCGGGGCAAGUGGUGGCAAUGCGCUGGGGGAACCUGCAGAU